CUCACCCGGCGCCUCGUGUGCAACUCUCCUCUACGAAUCAAAAUGGCGGCGCCGCAUGGCGUAAAAUUGAAGGAUUUAACGUGUGAUUUUACGGACAACAUAUCAGCACACGCGCACCAGGACGCUCAGUUUGAAUUUGGAAAACAUGACGUUCCCGUCUUUGAUCUGGAUGUGGGAAAGAUCUCAGACGCUCUCAGUCUCCAUGGAGGCCUGGAUCCUUCAAUUUUAUCCAUCUUUCAGGAAAAGAUUGCGACUGAAAGUGUGGAAAGUGAGGCGUCGCUUCUGUCAGCGCUGAGCGAGAUUUUGGACAGCGUAGACGUAGAGACGUUGUCACCGUUCGACGUGCUUCCAGACGCAGACAUUUUUUCAGCUCGGAAGGAUUCAAACUACACACUCAGAGAUCUUCUGCAUUCAGAUCCAGCAGCAGCGCUUCAAGGCCCCAAAACCUCACAAUCACCAAAGUCAGGAAAAGAGGUGGUGAUAUCCGACAGACAGUUGAGACCCCGUCGCCAUUCGGAAACCCAGAGUAAGAUCUCACAGCGAGCCGACGAUGAGAAGAACCCGAGAGAGAGCAAGAGGAGCGCGAGAAGCUUUCGCAUCGAAUCCGACACCAUAUUCCCACAAGACGAGCGGGAAUUCCUCGCAGAUUUAGUGAGACACAUGCAUCCGUACUGCAUCAGGACCGAUCCGGAGAAAGAGGUCCACGUGUCUGUGGAGGAAGAGGAAGAGGAGGAGUUUGUAGAUGUUGAAGGUUACGAGGAACCAGAAGGGAACCAAUCAGGACAAGAUCCGAAAGCAGAAAGCGGCUCAUCUCGGAUCCCCAAAUCCGAAAAGGAUGAAGAUGUGUUUGGAGAUGACGGAAAUAUCUCGUCGUUAGACAAACGUGUUUUGACGCCAGCUCCUCAGCGAAGAAGCGCUUUACUCAAAACCAGGGAAAAAAACAGGAAGACGGUGACAUUUGCAGUCAAUUUAACCCUCGUUCACGAGAUUCCUCCUGACGAUGAGUCCGACUCCGAUUCGGAAUCCACAUCCUCUAAAAGUGACAUCACUUCCCCUCAGAAGCCUAAAGCGCUCAGUCUUCAACAGUACCGUCUCCUCAGACAGAACAAACAACCUCGUGAAGAGACACGAAAGGACUAUCGGACGAAAUGGCCUUCGCUUCCAGACUUUCCCAGGGAGCUUCCGGCUAUUCUGCCGGAUUUGAUUAAGGUGGGCCCGAAGUUGAAUGUAAACGCGUGUUGUGGUGCGAUAGAUAAAGCUCCAACUGUUGAGGUGAAGAUAUCGGCAUCCCAGCCACGAGAAAUCACGCGUUCGUCACGUGUAAAGCUCAGAAGGCCCGAAAAUCUUUGCACUGAUCCUCCAAACCCGGUUCUAGUGCGCCUGAAGCCCAUGCUGUCAUCGGGGAUAAACACGCAGCCGGCGCUAACACACUCCCAAGCUGACGUCUGCGUUUCCCGUGAAGAGGUUCGACCCGCCGAGGUCGUGCCUGUGAUCAUCAAAGCCACAGAUUCAGCAACGAGAACCGGAUCAGAACCGUCAGACUCGGUACCGACGCCCACGAGCGUCGCAGAGAACCCCGAAGGACAGCAGAACCAGACCCCGUGUGGAGAAAUCGGAAUUGAAGCCACUGAUCUGACCAGCCUUUUGGAGCAGUUUGAGACUCAAGCUUCUGAAGGGCCGAAUCUUCCAGACGUUUCCCGGGAUGAGCAUCAGGAUGGCCAGGCGAUGGAUCUCAGUAGCACUGCAGGACUAACUCCGCCCGCCACUCCUCCACAUCAGACCUGGAAGCCCCUGGUGCCGGUCAAAGCCACAAAGUCCAGCAAAACCAUUCAGAUUAUUGAACCCCGCCCUUUGCCGCCCAGCAAAACUCAUUCAAAACUUCCCACCUUCACUCCUGCGUCGAAUCCCGCUCAACUUUUCCUGGAUCACGAUUACUGUGGGAUUCUGGGAAGCAAGACGCCGUUCAACUCGGUUUCGAGCCCUUGCGAUUACAGGGUGUUGUUGUCACCUGACAGCUCGCCCUGCAGGACAGACACGCUUGAGGAGGCGGAGGGCUUGCGCUUCUCCGCCCCCUCUCCGAGCCCAUUGGACCGUGGGAGGAGGAAGAGGCGGGGUUAUGAUGGAGGAUAUCGGCGCUCCAGGUCAAGGUCAUCGUGCUCUUCUUGUUCUUCAUCGUCAUCGUCAUCUCCUUCCAGGUCUCGUUCACCGCCCAAAAAAAGGUACAGGUCCAGGCAUUCUGGAAGCAGUUCCUCCUCGCGCUCCAGUUCCCGCUCCUCAUCUCCUCCUCGCGAGCGCCGAUCCAGAUCUAGAUCCAGAUCUUUACGUGGCUCUCGAUCCGGUUCACACUCGCCGGAGCCGGACUGGAGCGAGUCUCGCUGCACAUGGAAGAGUCGCAGACAGAAGGAGCUGAUCCGGCUUCGGGAAGAGGCUCGCAAACUCCGCCAGCAGAAAGCCAUCGAGGAGCGUAGGGUUGUGUAUGUGGGAGGAAUCCGCGGAAACAUGUCGCCUUCCGACCUCAAAGAUCGAUUCUCGCUGUUCGGGAAGGUCGAGGAUUGCACAAUCCACAUCAGGAGUCACGGAGAUAACUACGGCUUCGUCACGUAUUACAGCAGAGACGACGCUUACGCUGCCAUCGAGAACGGGGGGAAACUGAGGCGCUCAGACGAGCUUCCCUUCGACCUUUGCUUCGGCGGCAGACGCCAGUUCUGUAAAUCCAGCUAUGCAGAUUUAGAUUCUCACCGAGACGUCGAUGGCUCGCCGAGGAGCCGAUGCGAGUCGUUCGACUUCGACUCGCUUCUGAAACAGGCUCAGAGACAGAAGAGGUAGCGGCGAAGACUCGACGUCCCUUCAGAGCACUGAAACGAACCAAUUUACCUGAAUCAGCUUAAAUCGACAAUUUAAUUGCUGGUUUCCAGUUCAGUUUUGGACACUUUCGUUCUGGUUUUGGCUGGUCUCUCAUCAUGACUCACUUGCAAUGAAACUAGCUUGUUCCAGUAACUGUUCAAACUGGUUUAAAGGAGUAUUCUGGGUUUAGCACAACUAUUAAAGGGAUAGUUCACCCAAAAAUAAAAACUACUCUCUACUAAAAGUAAUUACUCUCCCUCAUGUUGUUCAACCUCGUAAGACUUUCGUUCGUCUUGAUAUCUUUUAUAACUUUCUGGGCCGGUUUCAAUAACACAGAAGCCUCUGGAGGAGUGAACUCUCGGAUUUAAUCAAAUAUCUUCAUUUGUGUUCGGAAGAUGAACGAAAGUCUUACGGGGAUGAACAACAUGAGGGAGAGUAAUUGGUGAACUAUCCCUUUAACUUCAUCUGUAAUUGAUAAACGCUCUUACAUUAGGAGUCAAUGCCGUACAGAUGAUGUUUAUAGAGAUUUACUCGAGUUGUUUUUCAGAAGAGUCAUUUGCACUUCACUAAACUGACUUUCUUACUUGACAGUAAAAACCUUCUGUUGAAGUUUUGUUGUUUAUAAAUUUUGUACAUAAGAAUGGAACGCAUUACAGGAUGAAAUCAUCAUCACGGAAGGACAAUGGUGAAUGGUUUGUCUUCUAUAUCUAGUCUGACGUUUUUUUUGUUUUUUUUUAAGUGAUACCAAAAAUGUUUUCUCAUCUUUCUCAGUUGGAAUGAUGAAGCUAUAACUAAAUAAAAAAAAAAGUUUAUGUACUAA
Pimephales promelas (fathead minnow) is the source of this 3664-nucleotide messenger RNA. RefSeq lists its product as uncharacterized. The record is from RefSeq and is a predicted model, not a curated record. Gene Ontology annotation, molecular function: RNA binding; transcription factor binding. NCBI's taxonomy places the organism in Eukaryota, Metazoa, Chordata, Actinopteri, Cypriniformes, Leuciscidae. Gene Ontology annotation, biological process: positive regulation of transcription by RNA polymerase II. Gene Ontology annotation, cellular component: nucleus.